Molecule: messenger RNA, 1929 nt
Organism: Klebsormidium nitens
Lineage: Eukaryota; Viridiplantae; Streptophyta; Klebsormidiophyceae; Klebsormidiales; Klebsormidiaceae
Source: the annotation of a GenBank genome assembly
AUGUCUCUCAUGGAGUCUGCGGUCGGUGUGACCUUUGGGAAGCGCCCGCUGUACGUGAGGAACCUGGUGCCAGGCCAACCCCUGCUGCUGGUCAGGGAACCGGACAACCCCCACGACCCAAACGCAAUCGCAAUCUACGACACCCUCGACAACCACCUGGGCUACCUUCCGAGUUGGCUCGCACGCACGCUCGCAGCGUUCUUGCCGCCGCAGGGGAGGCUUGCAGCCAGGAUGGAACGAAAGGCGCAGGCAAUAAUCCGGCUCGGAAGCGUCCAUACUCCAGGAUCAGCACAUGAGAAGGCGCUCAGCGAGGCAGCCAGGCCAGAGGGUGCGGCGACUCGCCUCGGAGGCCUCCAGCUGUAUCCACAUCAGGCGGAGGACGUCAUCUGCAUGGCUGCUGUUGAGAGGAUGGGGCCCUGGCGCCCGUUCACUGCUGAGAUGCUGACCAACAUAUGCGGGAGCAACACGGUGCGCUUGGAGGAGCCAGAGGAGUACGUGCCCCCCGUGUUCUUCCCCCUCACCGUCGUGGUGGCCUCAGCAGCAAACGUCUACUCCUGGACCGAGGCCUUGGUCACGCACGGGGGGCAGCGGGUGAUCAAGGUUGCCUCACGUGCUGAGCUGAACAGCUUCGACGUCAAGCGGGACAACCUGCCUGGGAGCUGCGACGUGGUGGUGAUCAGCAGGACCUUUGUCCGGCAGCUGGCGACCAGGCUCCGCUUCAUGCGGGUGUCCAGGCUGAUCCUCGACGACGCGCUGGACAUGGGGGGAGGCCGCUUCGACAUCCGGUGCUGCUUCCUGUGGCUCAUCGAUCACCGCGUCAGCGACUUUCUCAGCCACUUCAGCUCCUUGCCGUCGUGCGUGAGGAGCGCCUUGGCCGGGCUUAGCCUCCCCUCCAUUGAGGACCCGUCGCCCAUCAUCAUCUCGCACUCGCAGCAGGAGGUGGACGUCAGCCUCGGCCUCGAGCACCCCCUGCACUCCUUCUACCACAUCUCCCGGGCGUACAGCUGCGAGGUUGCCCACCUGCCCCCCCUGAGCGCGGCAGACUGUGCGGAGCAGCUGGUCGUGCGUCACCACAUCCCGAUCUGGAAGAAGGAGGUAGCAGCAGACAUGGUGGAGCCCGGGGUGCGCGAGCGGCUCGAGGCGCAGCUCGAGUCUGACGAGGGCUGUAUGGUGUGCCUGGAAGCAUACACGGGGGGCGGCACCUGCCUCUUGACGUGCUGCACCCGGCUGCUUUGCUGCACGUGCGUGUGGAAGAUCGUCCACACAAGCGGCACCUGCCCAAACUGCAGGGGGGCUAUGGAGCACAAGGGUGCAGCGGUGGUCAUGAUCAGCGACUGCCUGGACAACCCCCUCAACGUGACGCACUACUUUUGCUCUCAGAUGGAGAGAAAGUUUGAAGCGCUCUCCUUCCUGCUGUCCCGGAUCGGUCUCGGGGGCAGGGUUCUUAUCUGGACCGGGUGCGCAGACCACUGGGACGAGCUCACAGGGAUGGACUUCCAAGACUUGUUCGAGUAUGAGCUCAACAUGCAGCUUGUCACUUUCUCGGGCAGCGGCGUCCAGCAGAGGUCGAGGCUGAUCGAGUAUCAGGGCAUUGGGGACACCGCAAUCCCGGACCAGUUGAUCCGACUCAGCACUGUCCUGGACCCCCACCAGACCGCCCGUGGCCUGAACCUGGACGCAACGACGGACCUCAUCUUCUACUCCUCUCCAACACAGGAGCAGUAUGAUUACGUCAUGUCUAGGGUUGUGAAUGCAAGGACGCCAGGCAUUAGGAGACGCAGUGGCCGCCGGCUGAAGGUUCACAUGAUGGCGGAGAACAAGGCAUACUUGCCGGCCAUACGAACAUCGCAGGAGGGCAUAGGCAGUGGUAGGGGGGUGGACCCAGGAGCAUAUGAGCUUGCGAUAGCGCAGGAUUUGGUAACAUUCUGA